GCUAGUGCCCCAAGCUGGGAGCCAAUGUAGCCCAGGUACCUUCAGACAGUGCCAAAGUACCAGAGGUACCGGCCGUCCACUUGUGUGCAACCCACUCACUCCGCCCUCCCUCCUUCACUUGCUGCUACCCUCGGUGCCUCUCUUGCUGCGUCUUCUUGCCCUCUUGCUCCUUGUGCUUCCGCAACUCUCGAUCCCCAAGGCACCACCACAGAAGCCUUCGUCUGUUGGGAAUCUCUCUCGUUUUCUUGACCCUGCCGUAGCCCGCCCGUGCUGCCCUCGCCUUGCUUCUGCCUUCGAACGCUUCGCUUCUGUCUCCAGCCAGAGAUCCCUUUUGCGGAACGACGACCGGCUGAUCGACCGACUCCAUUGAAUGACAGCCUCCCAACACACACGAAUCUCUCCGCUUUCCGCUUCACAGCUGGGUGAAUUGAACCUGCCGCCGAUUCGAGAUUUGGAUUCCGGCAACAAAACAAGUUGGAAACACUGAGCAAGACGGCGAGGAGGUCUUUCUACCCUCUUCCUAGCCCGACCGCUCGUGUCGAAAACAAGGGGUUCAACUCGAGCUUUCUUGGGUAACCGGGAACCAUCCAUCGCUUGCCUCAGCUUCUUCGUCAUAUGUCUUGAACGUGACUCUUCACCUGAGUUUGGACAAACUUGGCUUUGCAUUGUUGCACACUGGAUUCGCAACACACUUCUUUGCUCAACGGGUCUCUUAAAGGCCCUAGGGGGUUUUGCUUCUUUUGAACACCCACCUUUUUACCAUACACGCAAUACGCUUUGGAAUAGUUACACCUCAUCAUCCUGGCCGACGAAACGCGCAGUCGACCGAACCCCCUUUCUAGCUCGCAAUCUCGGCAAAGCAUAAUAUAGACACGGGUACACACAACGGACAGCAACGGAUAGGGGACAGGAACGAGGAAUACGCUGGGAACCGUGGGGAGGAGUGGACGCUAUUCGCGUGGUCGAGACAGCAAAAUGGUGUUCAACGUGCCCGAUGGUGGCCUGUCGCUGGAUAGCUCAGCCAGGGCCAUGGCUGGGCUUCCGGCGCAGGCCUUCGGAAUUACUUUGAGCAAUAGUGUCAUCGAAGACAUGAUUGCUUGUGUUCAAAAUGGAGGGGAUAUUGAGCUAUCGUUGGGGUCCAAUCCGGCUUUUCUCUUCAGCGAUCAUGAAGUCAAAAUUCCAAACUCUCCCGAUUCUUACGAUUACGAUCUGUACUAUUCCGACGCAGUUUCUCCAAGAUCGCUCAAGAAGCUACCAAAUCCUGCAAUGGGUGUCUUCAAGCCCCCACGGGUCUCUAGACCUGCCGCCAAGAAGCUGGCUUCGAAAGCUCCAGUCCAAAAGACAAGCUCCAGCAAUACGACUCCAAUUUCAAGCAACGAGGCCGACGAUGCUAUUGCCAACCUCAAAAGCUCACUGGCCCGGAAGGAAGCAGAGAAGAAUACUGCUGUCGUGGUCAGUGGGUUGAUGAACUCGAAAGGCAAGGUCAAACCCCCAAACCGGUUGCUCGACAACGCAUCCCCCAGGUCUCUUCCGCCAAGUCCUGCGCUCAGCGGAGUUCGAUCACCCUCUCUCGCACCAGGCGGCUCUGCCCUUGAUCAAGUCAAGCAACAUACAUUCCCAAUCAUUCACCAGUUGGCCGUAUCGGAGCAGAGCUUCGAGGACCUUUUUGCGCAGUGGAGUGAGGGCAGCGAAGACGAGUUCAGAGUCGCGCUGGACAAGGUUGCCGAUUUCGACAACAACAUCCAGAAAUGGACUCUGAGAAAGCGAUACUGGAAGGAACUGGACGUCUUCGAGUACGAUUAUGCCAAGGAGGAAGACCGACAAACAGCCAUCAACAAUGCGGUGAAGCAGUUCGAUCGUAUGCGAGUUGGAGUUACCGACCCUAUCUGGCAAAAGCUUCUACCGGUGGCGGAGCGCGGAAAGGGGAUAUGCCUGAGCAAACUGCAAGCCAAUUUCGCCAAAGGCCCGACAGUCCCGAAACCAAAGCCGGACGGAGCCAACGGAAGCGGAUCAGAGAGAGAGGACGCUGCGGUCUUGAAGAAAGGAAAAGGGGGCGAGCCCAUGUCAAGAUCAAGCUCCCAAGCUUCAGCUGCUGGCAAGAAGAAGCCCUCGGCAUCGGAGGCCCAAGCGAAGCGUCUCACAUCCACUACCAAGAAGACCGCACCCGCCAAAGCAUCGACGAAAGCAUCUCCGACCAAGCCUCAAGCCAAGGCGGCAGCCAGCAAGGGCGGGCGCGGACCUCUUUCCGAAGAAUUUGUGAAGGACUCGGACAGCGAGGAGGAGCCUUUGGCUAAAUCCAAAGCUGUAGCUGCCGUAGCUCCCAGGCCAGUCAAGGCUGCUCCUGCCCCGGCCGUGAAGUCAAAGGCGGCCGCCGCUGCCAAGACGGUACCCAAGGAAACCGAGAAGGACACCAUCCGAGCCGAAGUUGUCGCAAAGCCAACCAAGGCCACCAAGCCUGCGGCGAAGCGACCGCGCGAUGCCGACGAGGACGACAGCUCGAGCUCAGGUACGCCGCUCAGCAAGCGCGUCAAGGCCGGCAGCAAGGCACCCACCACGGGUGCCAACUCGACGAAGCCACGGACCGUUUCGGACGCCAGCCAGAACGGUCGUCCAAGCUCCUCGGCGCCCAAGGCGAAGAACACUUCGCCGACCAAAUCGUCGCCUCUGGCGACCCCACCACAGAAUGCGUCCGAGGUGGAACAGGAGCGCCUGGCUCGUGCCAGGUCCGCCGAGCGAGAAAGGGAGCGCGAGCAAGCGCAAAUCCAGGCGCUGAAGAGGGACCGGGAGCGCGAGCGGGAACGUGAACGCGAACGGGUCGAGAAGGAACGGGAACGCGAGCGCAACCGCGAGAGGGCCGAAAAGGAGCGUGAGCGUGGCCGCGGCGAGAGAGCCAGAGAGCUGGGACGAGACCGGCCUCGGGCCCGCGAGCCGAGCCGGGACACCAUCAUCAGCAGUGCCAGCAGCAAUGCUGACAGCACGAUUGGCGUCCCGGUUGUUGGCAGGAAGAGGCCGGCGCCGGUGGACUCCUACUCGGAGAACCACCACCAUGCGGCGAAGCGGAUGCGGGUGUCGGCCGAGGUGCUGACCAAGGCACAGGAGUUCAAGCAGGCGUACCAGCGGUACUUGCAGCUGCAUGAGGAGCUCAACGGGUGGGAUUCCCCGCCAGAGUCGAAACUGCACGAUUUUGUCGAGAUGCACGAUCGGUUGCAGAGGAUGAAGAGGGCUAUUUAUCAGGAUGUUGGGGAGGGUUGAAGGAUAAUUUCAUGACAGAGACACAGGAUGUCAUGUUUUGGAAGGAGUGAGGGAUGAUAUACAAAAUUUGGCGGCAGGGGAAAAUGGAGUUAAAAAAAAAACGAGAAUAUCACGACUUGAAAGUGUCUUUUUGAUAUUUGGGUGUUUUUUUUGUCCGUCAUUUAAUCAGGGAUUUGGGGGGGCAGGCAGGCAGACUACAACAUCGAACAACAACAUCAGUCAUCAGUUGCAUGAGAUCAUUUUUGGGCGUUUUUUGUUGUUUCUUUUUCGUCAUGUUGCAAUUUGGUUUGUUUGUUUUAUUUUGGUACAUUGGGUUCAUUUGGCUGAUGGUCACAAAUAUGAGGAGAGGGGGAUGUGAUGACUUGAUGCCGGUUAUGCCUUGCAGAUUUGGAGAAGAGGUGGUGGAUAGUAGGUGAUUUUGAUACCCCUGGGUUUUGAUGGAGGAAGAGAGAAGAGAGCGGUGGGGGGAG
Messenger RNA from Podospora bellae-mahoneyi, 3722 nucleotides. RefSeq lists its product as uncharacterized. The record is from RefSeq and is a predicted model, not a curated record. The transcript is spliced from 3 exons. NCBI's taxonomy places the organism in Eukaryota, Fungi, Ascomycota, Sordariomycetes, Sordariales, Podosporaceae. The coding region runs from base 976 to 3252 and encodes 758 amino acids.